ACUUCCGUUUCCGUCCAGCAGCCUAGGAGCAAACACAACAUGGCGAAGGCCGGCGGAAAGAGUGGCGGCGGCGGGAAGAAAAGCAUGAAAAGGAAAGCUGCUGCCGAAGAGUCUCCGGAGGCUGAGGUCGUUGCUGGAGAUGCGGCGACGGAAAACGGGGUCCAACCCCCAAAGGCAGCUGCCUUUCCCCCCGGCUUCAGCAUUUCAGAGAUCAAGAACAAACAGCGGCGACACCUGAUGUUCACGCGGUGGAAACAGCAGCAGCGGAAGGAAAAGUUGGCAGCAAAGAAGAAGCUUAAAAAGGAGAGAGAUGCUCUUGGUGAUAAGGCUCCACCAAAACCUAUACCCAAGACCAUUGACAACCAACGAGUUUAUGAUGAAACCACUGUAGACCCUAAUGAUGAAGAGGUUGCUUAUGAUGAAGCCACAGAUGAAUUUUCUUCUUAUUUCAACAGACAAACUUCUCCCAAAAUUCUCAUCACCACUUCAGAUAGACCUCAUGGGAGAACAGUGCGACUUUGUGAACAACUGUCCACAGUUAUACCAGAUUCACAUGUUUAUUAUAGAAGAGGACUGGCUCUGAAGAAAAUUAUUCCACAGUGUAUCUCAAGAGACUUCACAGAUCUGAUUGUUAUCAAUGAAGAUCGUAAAAUACCAAAUGGACUUAUUUUGAGUCACUUACCAAAUGGUCCAACUGCUCAUUUUAAAAUGAGCAGCGUUCGACUUCGAAAAGAAAUUAAGAGAAGAGGGAAAGACCCCACUGAACAUAUACCUGAGAUAAUUCUGAAUAAUUUUACUACACGGCUGGGUCAUUCAAUUGGACGUAUGUUUGCUUCUCUUUUCCCCCAUAAUCCUCAAUUUAUUGGAAGGCAGGUUGCCACAUUCCACAAUCAGCGAGAUUAUAUCUUCUUCAGAUUUCACAGAUACAUAUUCAAGAGUGAAAAGAAAGUGGGAAUUCAGGAACUUGGACCACGUUUUACCUUAAAACUAAGGUCUCUACAGAAAGGAACCUUUGAUUCUAAAUAUGGAGAGUAUGAAUGGGUCCACAAGCCACGUGAAAUGGAUACAAGUCGAAGAAAGUUCCAUUUAUAAAGUACUGGAGGGACACUAUUAGGUUUUGCUGUAAAAGCUUAUCUUGAACUUGGAGCAAUUACUUGAUCCAACAUCCUUUUCAAAUGGUCUUUCUUGAUUUCCUACACCAAUCAUGUAAGAAUAGCAAUGCCCAUAAGUUGUAUUGUAUGUUAUUUAGCAAGAACAAAUAAAAGUAUUUUUUGUAUGGG
Perognathus longimembris pacificus (Pacific pocket mouse) is the source of this 1280-nucleotide messenger RNA. It is a transcript of the gene Rpf1, whose product is annotated as ribosome production factor 1 homolog. Gene Ontology annotation, cellular component: nucleolus; preribosome, large subunit precursor. NCBI's taxonomy places the organism in Eukaryota, Metazoa, Chordata, Mammalia, Rodentia, Heteromyidae. Gene Ontology annotation, molecular function: rRNA primary transcript binding. Gene Ontology annotation, biological process: maturation of LSU-rRNA; maturation of 5.8S rRNA. The transcript has 9 exons. The record is from RefSeq and is a predicted model, not a curated record. The coding region runs from base 40 to 1092 and encodes 350 amino acids.